This is a messenger RNA of Pyrgilauda ruficollis (rufous-necked snowfinch), 720 nucleotides long. RefSeq names its product family with sequence similarity 162 member A (gene FAM162A). Gene Ontology annotation, biological process: cellular response to hypoxia; neuron apoptotic process; positive regulation of release of cytochrome c from mitochondria. The transcript is spliced from 5 exons. Bases 118 to 558 code for a protein of 146 amino acids. Lineage: Eukaryota; Metazoa; Chordata; Aves; Passeriformes; Passeridae. The record is from RefSeq and is a predicted model, not a curated record. Gene Ontology annotation, cellular component: mitochondrion.
CCCACCGGAGGCGGUGUCGGCCCCGAGCGUCCCCCGGCGCGGCUCCCUCCAAUCGCGGGCACGGGGCGGGGCCCAGCGGUGACAUUGAGCGGCGCCCAGCCGGGCCGGGGCAGCGCCAUGUGGGGCCGCGCCGAUAGGGCUGUUAAACUGCUGGCAAGAAAUAUUCCCUCAGUUCUGAGGAUGACCGAGGGAGUGGACCCGAAGAUAAGCAGAAGGCUGUGCACUAAACCCCAGCAAAACCUUCAGACAAAGAGUGGAUCUCGUUCGGGAGUGCCUGGAUACAGGCCUACACCCUGGGAGAGAAGGUUUUUGCUGUGGGCAGGCCAUUACAAAAAGCCAGAGGAUAUUCCAGAGACUGUCUCGCUUGAGACAGUGAGAGCAGCAACAACCACCCUGCGUGUGAAGUUCAGCUAUGUCAUGAUUGCCUUGACAAUAGUGGGAUGCAUCGUCAUGGUGAUCAGAGGGAAGCAGGAUAUGAAAAGACAUGAAUCUCUUACAAAAAUAAACUUGGAGAAGAAAGCCCAGUGGAGAGCGGAAGGUGCAUCUGCUAAACCAUAGAGGAGGAAAUGAAGAGAUCAAGAACUGGGGUAGAAAAGCGAAGUCCCUUUCAGCACUGACAGGAGGAUAUCAUCACAUCUUUCCUGUAUGUUAGUUCUGUACACUCUUGUCCAAGAAAGAAUGAAUAUGCUGUCUUGUAAUCAAUAAAACCAGAAAUACCUA